UCUUUCUUGUUUGAGGUUAUCUUGCUAUGCUUUUGUUGUUUUUUUACCGUUAAAAUGUACAUACAUUACAGAAAACAAUUCAAAUAAGUUAGUAAAAAAGUGUAUAAGCAUAUUAUUGAAUCGAUACAUGAGCAAAAGUGUCUAAUUAUGUCUACUGGAACGAUAAAUAACUACAUUCAAUUUGUGGAACGGGUUUUCCGAACUUGCCAAGGCGAAACCCUCGGAAAACUGCUCUCCUUGAGAGAUGGACAUGUAGCAAACAGAAACCUACGAUCUAGCGACAUCGCUUCAUUAGUAGAAGGCAACUGUGUGGCGCCUCUCGAUGAAAUAAUUAUAGCACAUCUUUCGUGUGUAAAAGCACUGUACAUGAGAAAUUAUGAUGAAGCGUAUGAGCACCAGACAGCUUGUGUGGCGUCGGUUGUGAGGCUGGUCCAAGCACAACAAGGCGAGAACUGGAUUCUGCCACUUCUAUAUGCUGUCAGUCUGGACUUAAGACUGGUUGCUUUAAAAACAGAAGCUGUUAAUCCCACCAAUGGAAAGACUUUGGAAAAGGCUGCAGAUAGUCUUCUGGCUGGUUUCAGAGUGUGCGUCGGAGACACAAGGACAAAUGAGCCAUAUACCAAAAAAAUUGGCAUGCUGACUAUUGUCAACCAACUGCUGAAAGUUUAUUUUUACAUUAAUAAAAUACAUUUGUGUAAGCCUCUGAUUAGAGCUAUUGAUUCCACAAAUUUGAAGGAGCCCUUUCCACUAGCCCAGCGAAUUACGUACAAGUAUUUUGUUGGCAGAAAAGCCAUGUUUGAUUCUGACUACCGCUCAGCUGAUGAGCACCUGUCUUUUGCAUUCCAAAACUGCCACAGGAAAAGUAUAAAGAACAAAAAGCAGAUAUUGACUUAUCUAGUGCCUGUGAAAAUGUUGCUUGGAUUUAUGCCAACCAAAAGAGUGGUAUGCAAGUAUGAUCUGGCGCUGUUUUGGGACUUGGCCUGUGCUGUGAAGAAUGGAAACUUGCGAGGCAUUGACCAAGUAAUGGAGGAACACGAGAGCUUCUUCAUCCAGGCUGGUAUCUAUUUAAUUGUUGAGAAACUGAAGAUUUCUGCUUAUAGAAAUCUCUUCCGGAGGGUGUAUUUAGCAGAAAACUCCCACCAGAUUGAAAUAGCCAGCUUCCAAGCUGCUUUGCAGAUAAUGGGCCAUGAUGAUGUGGAUGCUGAUGAAACACAAUGUAUUGUGGCCAAUCUAAUUUACGAUGGGAAAAUAAAAGGGUAUAUUUCAUACCAGCAUCAGAAAGUUGUGGUUAGUAAACAAAGUGCAUUCCCAGCGUUGACCUCAUUAUACUAAACUUUGUAGAUUAAGUAACUUUUGUAUGAACCUUCCCAUAAAUAAAAAACCAAUCACAUUAAACUUUUUUAUUAAAUCCACAAUAUAUUUCAAAGAAUAAUAUAAAUAUAAUAAAUUUUGCCCAUCACUAACAUAGCAUUAUAUCCAACAAUGCUGCAUAUAUUUUUAAGUCUUACAGUUAAAAUGUCUGUGAUUCUAAUAGAAAGACACAAUCUAAUCUAUUUUUACAGCAAUGUCCCUUAUAAAAUACACAGUUUAAAGUUUGUAUGAAGUUGAAAAUUGAAAGGCUGCAGUGAUGUGCAAUGCUGUUCAUCUGUUGUUAUCUGUGAUUGAUCUUGCUACAGUAUAUUUUUAGCUAAUUCAAAUAUCUUUUGCAUCAUGCAUUUGAUUUUUAGAUAUGUUUCAGUGCAACAUUUGAUAUGCAUUUAACAUAUUACUCUAAGCUCUUGUGUAAAUUUUCUUUUGUUAGGAAGACAUUUCACUUUUUUAUAACAUAAAAAGAUCUAAUUGCACAUCACCACAUUUGAAAAUUUAUUUGGUAGAAAAAUAUUACGAAAUAUUUGACUAGCUAUUCAUUUAUAUUCUUUUAUUUUUAUAUAUUUUCUUAUAUUAAACACUUACUAGCUAACAUGUUUCUUCUACA
Messenger RNA from Ostrinia furnacalis (Asian corn borer), 1975 nucleotides. RefSeq names its product PCI domain-containing protein 2 (gene PCID2). Gene Ontology annotation, molecular function: double-stranded DNA binding; RNA binding. Gene Ontology annotation, cellular component: transcription export complex 2. NCBI's taxonomy places the organism in Eukaryota, Metazoa, Arthropoda, Insecta, Lepidoptera, Crambidae. The record is from RefSeq and is a predicted model, not a curated record. The transcript has 3 exons. Gene Ontology annotation, biological process: transcription elongation by RNA polymerase II; post-transcriptional tethering of RNA polymerase II gene DNA at nuclear periphery; poly(A)+ mRNA export from nucleus. The coding region runs from base 148 to 1332 and encodes 394 amino acids.